Mya arenaria is the source of this 2451-nucleotide messenger RNA. Its product is annotated as sulfate transporter-like. Gene Ontology annotation, cellular component: membrane. The transcript is spliced from 2 exons. NCBI's taxonomy places the organism in Eukaryota, Metazoa, Mollusca, Bivalvia, Myida, Myidae. Gene Ontology annotation, biological process: transmembrane transport. The coding region runs from base 197 to 2284 and encodes 695 amino acids. The record is from RefSeq and is a predicted model, not a curated record. Gene Ontology annotation, molecular function: bicarbonate transmembrane transporter activity; sulfate transmembrane transporter activity; chloride transmembrane transporter activity.
ACUGUGCUCAGCUGAUAGUAGAUAUAUAUGUAUACACUGAGCAGACAUUUCAAAUGUAAACAUCAUGAUAUAAAAUAUUAUCAAAUAAUCUUAUAUAUGAAGAUUUUCAAUAGUGAGCAAGCAAGUGCGUGUGAUUAAAUUCACGAAGCAAAUAGACAUAUCGAUAUAUUUCAACAUAACAUUAUAUCAAAGCAAAAUGGAUUAUGAACGGGAACAUCUCGUCAACACACCCGUUCAGAACAAUGUGACAUUUGCUGACCAGGGAAAGCUGCAGUUGUCUCGGCAGGUUUAUACCCAAGAUGCCUACGACCUUACAUACCCCGCCCCGGAACGCCCAGAAUUCAGUAUCGCUCGGAAAAUCAAGAAGAAAUGCAUAUGUUCCACUGCAGACGUUUUUAGAACCGUACUGGCUUACUUUCCACUAAUAAACUUUGCCAGAACGUACAAAAUGAAGGAAUAUAUCCUUGGCGAUUUCCUUGCAGGCUUGACCGUCAGUUUCAUGCAUCUGCCAAUGGCGAUGGGCUUUGGUAUUUUAGCUUCUUUGCGACCAAUCCACGGCCUCUACAGCACGUUCUUUUCCGUUUUCGUCUACAUGAUUUUUGGAACAUCCCCUCACAUUUCUAUCGGAACCAACGCCGUAAUGGCUCUUCUAACCGCAACUGUGGUUGAUAGAGAAGCGGACACCUUUACUGCUGCUCGACAGGCUGCUAACGAAUCUAUGCCAACUGCUGACGAAAUCAUGGAGGUUAAGAUUGGCACGUCGAUGGCUUGCUGUUUUCUUGCGGGACUAAUCCUUAUGGGUAUGGGUCUUCUCAAGCUUGGGGUCAUUACUACAUACCUGUCGGUGUCGUUCGUCGGAGGGUUUUCAACUGCCGCUGCCAUACAUAUUGCAUCUAGCCAAGUACCAAGGGUAUUCGGGAUCAAGGUACAAACGUUUGCAGGCGCCGGUAAGCUAGUUCGAAUGUACAUAGACUUGUUCAGUAAAAUCGCACAGACAAAUGCUGCAGAGAUUAUUAUUGCACUUCUGUGUAUGAUAACUUUGCUAUUGGUGAAACUGUGCAUCAACGAACGAUUCAAGGACAAAAUGAAAAUGCCUGUCCCGAUAGAUCUGAUUGUAGUAAUAUUGGGAACGAUAAUUUCGCAUUUUGCAAACUUCAAAGAAGUGUUUGACGUGAAAGUUGCCGGUGAGAUACCGACCGGUUUUACCUCGCCAGGUCUUCCAAGGUUACAGAAUGUUGGAAGUUUUGCUAGUGACGUUUUUGUUAUGGCGGUCCUGUCACUUGCUAUGAGCAUAUCGAUGGCGAAAUUGUGUGCCAACAAACAUGGAAUUCCUAUUGAUGAUAACCAAGAACUAUUUGCUUACGGGGCAAGUAAUUUCGUGUCAGGAUUUUUUCACAGUUUUCCCUCCGCAACUGCUCCACCAAGGACAAUGAUUCUAAGUACCCUAGGGGCCAGAACCACGCUCAAUGCCAUACCAACAUCUGUGUUCAUACUUCUUGUAAUUUUAGUUAUAGGACAGUUGUUUGUAUCCCUACCUUUAUCAGUACUCGCAGCUAUGAUCAUUAUAUCCAUGAAAGAUCUUUUGUUGCAGUACAGAAACUUGCCACGCAUUUGGAGAAUUAACAAAUACGAUUUUGUUAUCUGGGUUGUUACAAAUUCCGUAAGCGUCUUAGUUGACCUGAAUUAUGGGAUCAUCGCUGGAGUAGGGAUUUCCAUAUUCCUUGUCAUCUUUCGAGAUCAGUGCGCCAGCGGUAAAAUAGUUGCACGUUCAUCACAUGAGGAUAUUCUAGUUAACGUGCGAGGAUGCAAGCAGAGCUCAAACUUAAGGAUUUUUAAAGUUCCUACCAAUUUGUAUUUCGCCACUGCCGAGAGGAUCAAAGCUCAAAUCUACAAACACAUCAUCGACCCACACACGAGGAAACAAAAGACAGCAGACGUUAAGUAUGGAACCGUGGAAUUCAACGGAGAUGUUGCUUAUAAAGAAAAGGGUGCUUCGAAAAAUGUUGAAUGUGAUGCAGCAGCUGGUAUCGAAAGUGACAAAAUCGAGACAAUUUUGAUUGACCUAUCUUCUGUGGAUUAUGUUGACAUGGCAGGCAUGGGAGUUUUACAGCAGGUGACUAAAACAUACAAAGAUAUGGGGAUCAGUGUAUGCCUGACUGGUGUGCAACGUGGUGUCGCUGAAACGCUGGAAGCUGGGGACUUCUUCGAAACAUUUCCAAGAUCUGCUGUUUAUUAUGACAUUUUUGAUGCAUUGGAGGCAAACAGAGAGGAUUCAAAAUCAUAAUGUUCCGACAUGAAUUUUGUCUGUGAUGGUCGUUAAUAACUUAAUACAAUUGUUGAACGAUAUUUUCCAUGUUCUUUAAACGGUGCUCAUUGUUUUGACAACACAAAGUAAACUAUUGUACAGUUAUGAUUAUAUGUAUUCAUAAUACAAUGUACAUUUAAACUGUU